Messenger RNA from Solea solea (common sole), 1448 nucleotides. RefSeq names its product solute carrier family 25 member 4 (gene slc25a4). Bases 100 to 999 code for a protein of 299 amino acids. Gene Ontology annotation, cellular component: mitochondrial inner membrane. Gene Ontology annotation, molecular function: ATP:ADP antiporter activity. Gene Ontology annotation, biological process: mitochondrial ATP transmembrane transport; mitochondrial ADP transmembrane transport. The record is from RefSeq and is a predicted model, not a curated record. Lineage: Eukaryota; Metazoa; Chordata; Actinopteri; Pleuronectiformes; Soleidae. The transcript has 4 exons.
GGAGCCUCGUCCACUUGGAGCGGCGUUGGGUUUCCUUGAGGACCUUAGUGAGGUUUGGAACAGUAAAGGGUCUUAGGUUUGCACAAGACACAUCCAACCAUGUCGGACGCGGUGGUUAGUUUCAUGAAGGACUUUUUGGCUGGUGGCAUUGCCGCUGCCAUCUCCAAAACAGCUGUCGCUCCCAUUGAAAGAGUCAAGCUGUUGCUGCAGGUCCAGCAUGCCAGCAAACAGAUCACCGUAGACAUGCAGUACAAAGGCAUCAUUGAUUGUGUGGUUAGGAUCCCGAAGGAACAGGGUUUCAUAUCCUUCUGGAGAGGCAACCUGGCCAAUGUGAUCCGUUACUUCCCCACCCAAGCAUUGAACUUCGCCUUCAAAGACAAGUACAAGAAGAUCUUUCUCGGGGGAGUGGAUCAAAAAACACAGUUCUGGCGUUACUUUGCUGGUAAUUUGGCAUCCGGCGGUGCCGCUGGUGCAACUUCGCUUUGCUUCGUCUACCCUCUUGACUUCGCCAGAACAAGGCUCGCCGCUGACAUCGGUAAAGGCACAGCUGAGAGAGAGUUCACCGGUCUUGGAAAUUGCAUCGCUAAAAUCUACAAAACCGAUGGCCUUAAAGGUCUUUACCAGGGAUUCAAUGUGUCAGUUCAGGGCAUUAUCAUCUACAGAGCGGCCUACUUCGGCUGCUUCGACACAGCCAAAGGUAUGCUGCCAGAUCCAAAGAACACGCACAUCGUCGUCAGCUGGAUGAUUGCGCAGACUGUCACCGCUGCAGCUGGUAUCAUCUCAUACCCAUUCGACACCGUCAGACGUCGUAUGAUGAUGCAGUCUGGACGCAAAGGAGCGGACAUCAUGUACAAGGGCACAAUCGACUGCUGGAGGAAGAUCCUCAAGGACGAGGGAGGAAAUGCCUUCUUCAAGGGCGCCUGGUCCAACGUGAUCAGAGGCAUGGGUGGUGCCUUUGUGUUGGUGCUGUACGAUGAGAUCAAGAAGUACUCACAGUAAACCUACAAACCUCACAGUCCCAGAGGAAACCGUUCACUUUGUUUGAGUCUUAAUUCAUGUGAGAGAGAGAGAGAGAGAGAGAGAGAGAGAGACAGAGAGAGAGAGAGUGAUAACAGCUUGUGGUGAAUUCAAAUGUUGGCAUGUGCUCUUGUGCAGCAACAGCAUCAGCUGCAGCCCAGGGAAGAAAAGGGUUAACAUGCCUUCUCACAAAUCUGUAUAUAUCCCAUCUACCAUGUGCCAAAGGGCAUAGACAAACUUUCAGUGUGCCAAAGUCAAGCCUGUGGUUCAGUGGCGACGUGACGACACAAAGGGAAUCGUCACUAUAUACUCGAUGUUAGUCAGUUUGUGAAGCAGUUGCAGAGCCUUUGUAUUGUUAUGUUGAGACCACUCUGACCCAUGUAUCCCACCUUAUACAUUAUUUUAUUAAGAAUAAAAGUUUAUUAGUCUAA